Salmo salar (Atlantic salmon) is the source of this 5485-nucleotide messenger RNA. RefSeq names its product Krueppel-like factor 8. Gene Ontology annotation, molecular function: RNA polymerase II cis-regulatory region sequence-specific DNA binding; DNA-binding transcription factor activity, RNA polymerase II-specific. NCBI's taxonomy places the organism in Eukaryota, Metazoa, Chordata, Actinopteri, Salmoniformes, Salmonidae. The record is from RefSeq and is a predicted model, not a curated record. Gene Ontology annotation, biological process: regulation of transcription by RNA polymerase II.
UAGCUCCUCCUCAGUGGCAUCGAUCACCCUUCAUACUGUACGCGGCAACAACACACCGAGAGAGAGACGCUACUGGGGAAGGGAAGCGGAUCAGUCGACGCCGUGGAUAUGAUCUAAAAUAAUAUCCGAAGAGGCAAACAGUACACCUUUCUCCCAAAUAGCACUUUGAUUCGAAAGGUGGAAAAUUCCUGACAAGAUUACUAUUAUUUAAAUUCACCCUACCGAAACCCCCCUCCCUCUACUCCACCCUAGCUACCGAGAUGCACACCGAGACUCGAAGCAAGAAAAGACAUCAGCCUCAAGCCCGUCUGUCAGUCUGGACUCAUCACAUCAUCUUGCAAGUCUCCCAAGUGCUGGAUCCUUACAGUGCCUGUCGAGUCCUAAGGCCAGCGGUGGUGCCAGCUCCCAACCACAACCCAAGAAGGAGUCCCAACCCCAGCAGCCCAAGUUGACCAAGAAGGAACCCAAGACGGAGCCUCAGACCCAGGGGGAAGAAGAAAACAUGCCCUCAGUACACAUCAAAUCAGAACCACAGGAGGUGGAGUCCACGCAGGCUGAAGUAGGUGAGGAGUGUCCCCAGCCUACAGACCUGAAGAUCAAGACAGAGAAGACCCAGCCUGUGUCUCCCCCUCCCCUCUGCACCGCCACAGACACAACCACAGAAGACUUCUCCCUCCCCCCGGAGGACCAGACGGAACCUGUCGACCUGUCACUCGGCAAGCCACGCUCCUCCCUGCCCGUCUCUACGCCUACAGCCAACCCCGUCCCGAGUUCCGUGGCGAUGCCCACGCUGUCGGCAACCCCCAUCCCUACGGUAACCUUUCUAGACACCAUGAUGCUCUCCCCCGGGUCCAUCCUAGCAUCCACCCAGGGGGCAGGCGGUCAGCAGAUCCUGCAUGUCAUCCACACCAUCCCGUCGGUCAACAUGCCCAGUAAGAUGGGCCAGCUGCAGACCAUCCCCGUGGUGGUCCAGUCUCUGCCCGUAGUCUACACAACCAUUCCCACGGACGGGGUGGCCACCGCUGCCAUCACAGUCCCGCUCAUCGGGAGCGAUGGGCGCUCAGAGGGAUCCGUGCGUAUCAAGCCUGGCUCGGCGUCUCCAGUGGAGUACCAGAGUGACAGUGAUGUGGAGAGUGGGACAGAGUCAGGUUCAGCAUCCUUCAGUACACCUGGACUUGACACAGGGUCAGGCGUAGACAUGGACAUGCAGGUGGAUCCUGAUUCGCCGGAUAUGAAGAGGAGGCGUGUCCAUAUGUGUGACUAUGAUGGCUGUAACAAGGUGUACACCAAGAGCUCACACCUCAAAGCCCACCGCAGGAUACACACCGGAGAGAAGCCGUACCACUGUACAUGGGAGGGCUGUACCUGGAGGUUCGCCCGGUCAGACGAGCUGACGCGACACUUCCGUAAACACACAGGCAUCAAGCCCUUCCGCUGCACCGACUGUGACCGCUCCUUCUCCCGGUCUGACCACCUAGCCCUGCACCGGAGACGCCACGUCAUGAUGUGAACCAUGACCUCUGACUCCCUGACCUUUGACCUUUAAACCUUAACCCCCACUACCUUCGCCCUCCAACCCAUCACCUCCCUCCCCAGCCCCCCUCGGGACCCAGAUGGAACUCAAAUGGGAGGGCCUGAACUCUGACCCCUAGAGGUUCUCUGCUGUGUCACUUCCUUUUACUGUUCCCCCUCCUCUCCUCUCUGUAAAAAAAUAACCAAGGUUAAGACAACAUACAUUUUCCGAGCAGGAGCAUUCGAAAAUAAACUCAUUCAUUGGACCAGCGCUGAUUCUACAGGAUUCGCAUUGAAAACGUCACCAGUGGUCAGGAAAUCAAGUAAUAAAGUGGCGGUAGAUCAUUUGAAAAACAUUUAAAUUAAUAGAAUGACAGUAAAACAGUUAUGUUAUGUGUUUGCAGAGCAGUUAGCUGAAAUCCACUAUGAUUGUGUUUAUUUUCCACUUUGAUGGCGAGUUUUCUGUACUGCUAAAAUUCACUUUCAGUCAUUUCUGAUCGCAUUGCUGGUCCAUUGUUUAGACCUAGUCUUCUCUACGCUACGGCUCGUCCUCCAUUUUGAACUGUGGGUCAUCGUGGAGAUCAUUACAUUAAAGAGGUGGAGAAUGAAGAUCCCAAAAGGAUGAGAGGAGUUUGUUGUUGUUUUCUGGUUGCUUAGCACCUGAAGGGGUAGUCCACAACUCUCAUACCCCACAGCUUAUCUCCUCGUUUCUCCCUCACACCCCACUCAGUGUGCACACAGCCAGAGGCUAUCUACUUCAACAGCACCCUAUCCAUCCAGAAGAUAGACUAGUGAAGACAAACCUGGGAUACAGCAGAGAGAGAUGGACAGGCUGGACUGAGAGAGAGACCGAGGACAUACUUUGAAAUGAUGCAGGGUUACCGACAUCACACACUCAGUUCAGAGCAAGAAGAGGAGGAGGACAGAGGAGGUGAAGGGGGCAGGGAAGGAAAUGUGGCUUUUGUGUCAUUUUUGUUUAUUUGAGAGGGGAAAACACUUCAGAGAUGACUUCUCAGCUGUCGAGCAACUGUUUACUGUGUUUUAUCAUCUUCUGUUAACCUGCGUUGUGUGCAUGGGCUAGCUGUCUGUAUGUGUGUGCAAUUGUGUGUGAGCGUUAGUGUAGUGUGUGCUAUUUAAAGACAGUUGAUGAUGCAUCAUGUCCUCUCCUCCAUACAUAUAAUUUCCUCAGCAGAGUCAGCAGACCCCUCGGGUGUGGCGGUGUAGAAAUGUCUUAUUCAACCCCCUUCCACUCCAUUUCUCCGCUCCCCCAUCUCCUAAAACAGGGAGCUACAAGACUGUGAGGAUUCUGUUUUAUUAAUAGUUUCAAUCAGAUAUUAAAUCAUGUUCACUUGCCCCACAUUUAUAGCUUGUUGUUCAGUAACAGUAUUUGUGUUGUUUAAAAAAAAAAGCCUUCUGUAGUUUUUUUCAUUUUCUUCUCUUUCUCUUUCUAAUGAUUGGCUCAUAACAUAAUAACAUCCCCUUUUUGACUAUUUCAUAUCCUUAGAUUGUGUUUUGAGGCUGUAAAAGUAUAACAAGAAAAAGGUUGAGGUUACAAACUAGGGGAUCUAGGGAGCUUGUGUGUGUGUGUGUGUGUGUGUGUGUAACAAAUAAUCAGAACUGAUGAUUUUAGAAGUGUGGGUUUCGGUGCAGCCUGUCGGAGCCUUAGUGAAUCAAAGUCAGUCUUAGAAACGCACGAUUGUUUUGGUCUUCAGGGUUACCCGGGAAACGGGGUCUCAUUGCCCUGACGACACGUCACGAGGCACUCUGUUGUUACGAGCAUUUCUGCCCAUUUCGACCCAGAUCAGGGCCUGUAUUCACAAAGGGUCUCAGAGUAGGAGUUCUGAUCCAUAUUAUCUUAUUCAUUAUGAUCUAAAAGGCUAAACUGAUCCUAGAUCAGUACUCCGACUCUGAGCCUAACUGAUCUCCAUGUCUUAAGGUGGUUGUUUUUAGCUCCUGCUCUCUGGGUUCACUUGAUUAUGCAACCUCCACAGACCUCGCUCCUAGCGCUGUACUGGGGUCAGUGGUUAAAUAUGUGUUGCUACUGGAACAUAUACAGCACUCGCUACUAAGCGCUGUUCUGAAGUCAGUGGCUAAGUACAGCUCCUAUGGUACAUGCAUACAGAGGGCAUACUGAAGAACAUGUAAACAAAGUGUUUGGCUCUCUCACUAGCAGUCGCAGCAGCCAUCAUCAUUUCAAACGCUAGCUAAAUAAAACAUGAUUGAAUCCUUUUUGUCUUCUGACUGGGAACCCAGCCUUGGUGUGAGUUGAGUUGAGCGCAUGCGUGAAGCAGAGAGGGAUCUUAUUGGUCCACACAGAGCAAUGCAAUGUUCCUAUGAGUUUCUAUCAUUCUCUGCUUCAACUCCUAACAAUGUUACUAAGCACAUUUUUCUAGAAGAGGACAUGCAUUUGAUUGCAACUUGUUAUUAGAUGGUAUUAGACAUUAAGGACUAUGAGAAAUAAUUAAAGAACAAUAAGUGUACAUACUGUAUAUAAUCAAAAAGUCCAUAAUAAAUGUAACAGGUGGAGUUCUAUUUUUAACACUGACUAGACAAUGUGAAAAAUAUAAUUUUUUCUUUUAUUUUCUACUCUGUUGGAUGGAUUUACAACUGAAAUGUGUUAUAAAAAAAAAAGGUAUUCUUUUUUUAUGUCCUAAACAUCGGUCCCAUUUGUGUUGUGCACAUUUUGUUUUUGUGAAGUUGGUGAGCAUGUCGGUGUGAUCCUGGUGCCCUAACCUAACAGUCCUAAUGACCUGCAACAGAAGGACCGUCUCAACCUGAACAACUGUCCAAAAUGGCACCCUACUCCCUAAUGCACUUCUUUUGACCAGGGCCCCUGGGGCUUUGGUUAAAAGUAGUGCACUAUAUAGGGAAUAUGGGGCCAUUUUAGGACAUACCCAGAGUUGAAAAUCUGAUAUGAUCAAAUAUCUGUUAUCACUGGUCAAACCCACCUCACCGCAUUGAUGCAUACAAUACAAGUUCCCCUUUAAUGUCCACUGUGAAGUAUUACUCCAUAUACCACAAAGAAAACAAUACUAUAAUACAUCAAUACAAUACAGUACGUCAAUAUAGAAAUGUUCUGUCCAACAAAAGAUAGAUCCAUCUAUGGUUUAGACAUGGCAGCAUACGACUUAAGACUUGACUCUAUACUGUACUGUAUUUGUACAAGCCCAUUUAUCCACUUCACUAGUCACCCCUCACUUCAACAAUAUGGCACCACAUAAUGUAAGGGUGGAUUGAUUGUGUGUGUAUAAGUGUGUGAGUGUGCCUCUUCUUAUCAUUAAUCACAACUCCUUUUCUUAAAGUAACUGUCUAGUGUUGACAGAUUUUUAUGACCUAUAAUUAAUAACAAUGAGUGAAAUUGUUUUACUUCCAGUUUGUUUUAAUUAAUUAUGUUAAAACGCAGGUUUUCUGCGUUGGAAUGGUGUAGGUGUACCCCAACAACAGAAUGGUAUGGGCGUAUACCGGUCAUUAAAAAUGUUCAUGCCAGUAGACCGCUGAUUGGCCAGCUCAUCCUCCUUCAGGAGGAUGACAUCAUCCUCUAUGAGGAAAUGGCAAGCAUUUUUUUAAACGGUCUGUUUGAGAUACACAUUUGAGCUGGGGUUUUUGAAGAAAAAAAUCUAAAUUAUGCUUUGGCCACAAAUACAAGUAUUGGAUGAGUCAACAACAUUAUUUAGGUAUGAGUUAACAGAAUAGAUUUUCACUGGACAGUUACUUUAACAACCAGAAUUGUAAGUAUUUUAUAUUGAAUGCAUUAACCUUUGGGCCAGUACUAUAUUAUUCAGUGCAAUGCAGUUAUUGUUAUUGUCAUUAAUAUUAUUUGUUUUGUAUUUGUACAGAACAAAUCUGUAAAGAUCAGUGAGGAAGAACGUGAGCUUUUUGAUACUGUGAGAAAUGGUGUUUCAUUAAGUCUGUUUCCCCCUGUACAGUUGAGAUUUACCCCACUCCUUUUAUAGAAUAAAAGGUUUUUGGUGCA